Messenger RNA from Penicillium pulvis, 1446 nucleotides. RefSeq names its product NAD(P)/FAD-dependent oxidoreductase. The coding region runs from base 1 to 1446 and encodes 481 amino acids. Gene Ontology annotation, molecular function: oxidoreductase activity. NCBI's taxonomy places the organism in Eukaryota, Fungi, Ascomycota, Eurotiomycetes, Eurotiales, Aspergillaceae. The transcript has 4 exons. The record is from RefSeq and is a predicted model, not a curated record. Gene Ontology annotation, cellular component: cytoplasm.
AUGUCCGCUCCGGACAAUCAAAAGCGCACCUUGUAUAGUCUGAUAACAUCAGAUCCUGGCCUGCCACGACCUUUCACAAAACCACCGUACUGGCUUCACAUGCCGUGCGCUCUCGCACAACACCAGUCCCCUAGCUUGCAUUCAACAGUCGAUGUUAUUGUGAUUGGCUCCGGAAUUACUGGCGCAAGUGUAGCACACACAUUGCUGGAGAGCGACCCUACCAUCAGUGUAACCCUGCUCGAGGCGCGUUCACUAUGUUCGGGUGCCACUGGUCGGAAUGGCGGCCACAUAGUCGCUUACGGAGGGGCCGAUUUUGCAAUAUUGAAGGAAGAGUUUGGAGUAGAGGAGGCCCUCAAGAUUAUUGAUUUUACCUUCAGCACCUUGGAUGAUUUAGUAGAGCUUGUGCGGCAGAAUGGCUGGGAGAAAGAUGUCGAAUACCGACCUGUUACUCGUGUUAAGACCUUUGGAGACGAGGACACUUUGCUGUCUACUAAAAAAAGUGUUGCGGAAUUUUCAGCCGAAAGACCGAUGAUGGACAAAGUGUACAGGUUUAUUGGUCCAGAAAAAGCAGCGAUGGACCACGGUAUUCAAGGAGCAACGGGUGCUUUAUUGUUCCCUGCUCAUGCCAUAUGGCCUUACAAACUUGUGAGCAAAGUUUUUGAGCGACUAGUCGGCCACUACCCAUCAAGAUUUUACUUGGAAACAAAUACCCCCGCGUUGUCCAUAGCGGUUGAUGAUACCUUUCCAAAGUCAACCCAUCCCUAUGUAGUGACAACUCCACGAGGCUCAAUUCAAACUACACAUGUUGUCCAUGCCACCAAUGGUUACGCGGGGCAUCUUAUACCCGAGCUUCGCGGUCGGUUAUAUCCUUAUCGAGGGUCAAUGACAGUCCAGAACUUCAAAAGCGAGAUCUCCAAUCAGGGUGACCGGUACACCUGGAGCCAUCACCAUAAGCCCCGCUACGACCCUGCGUCUGGCACCACUAUCCCCGGGACAUAUUACCUACAGCAAAAUGCUAAUUCGGGAUAUUUCUUCUUCGGCGGAGAGCGGACGACACCAGAUCAGAGUAUCAACACCGAUGAUACCCAGCCUGUCAAAAGCGCCACGAAGCAUCUAGAGUCAAAGCUCACAUCUCUGCUAGGACAAGACCCACAGUCACGUCAUACUGUCAGUGAAUGGGCAGGGGUUAUGGGGUAUACCGCUGAUAAACUUCCACUUGUUGGUCGCAUCCCUAGCACAGUGAGUGCUAGGCAUGAAGGGGAGUGGAUUUCAGCUGGAUUCAAUGGUAUGGGAAUGUGCUAUGCCUGGCGUGCAGGCAAAGGAGUGGCCAAGAUGAUCCUAGGCGAAGAUGUCAGUGGCUGGCUACCCAAGUCGUUCGUUUUAUCCGAAGAACGUCUCAAACACAGACUUGUCACCGAGGCUAGUUUACAGGAUCUCAAAGGGUAG